Ectocarpus siliculosus is the source of this 1170-nucleotide messenger RNA. The record is from the annotation of a GenBank genome assembly. Lineage: Eukaryota; Phaeophyceae; Ectocarpales; Ectocarpaceae.
AUGGAGAAGUCUAAGCUCGAGGUGAUCCAGGAUGACAUUCUGGCCGUAAAGCACGCUUUGGCGAACAACAUCGCGUAUGAAGGUCUCCAAGGUGAUCAACUCAAAACGGUGCUAUCGACCCUCUUCAGCCAGAGAGCGCAACAAACGACAGAGGCGGCUACCGCACCUACCAGCGGUGGUAGUGGCGGUGGCGAAACUGCAAGCUUCGCCGCUGCUGGUGGUCCCCAAGGCAAUGGCCCUACCAACAUGUCACGAGUUCCUGUCAACGGUUCUCGGGCGAAGGCUGUGUCAGCCAAGAAGAGCUCGAAGAAGCCCGCCAACAUUACAACACCGGCCACCACAAGCGAGCCAGCUAAUGGCAGCACGCCGGCAGCGGCCAGCAGAGACACUCAGCAGACGAAAGAGGUAGCAGACGAAGAAACCGCCCCCGCGAAGCAGGCCCCGCCGCCGAAGAGCAAGUCACCCAAGCGGCAGCAUAACCCCGCUCCGCGGCCUGCGCAGGGGAAGAAGCAGGCCAGUACCGCGGAGAAGCCGGUGGCGAAGAAGAGGAAGACGAGCUUCGGCGUCGUCUUGCGUGAGCUUCGGAAGAGUGUCAAGGUCGGAGAUUUCGUGUCUGUCUUGGGGGACGUGUCGCUGAGAGGCACCUGGGAGAAGGUGUGGGUCAAGGGCGAGGUCGUGCGCGAGAUGAACCGCAGCGGGAUCUUCCAAAUCGCGUUCGAUCAUGACCGGCAAGGCCAGAGGAGCGCCGUGAAGACGGAGCCAGGUAGCAACGGGGAGGACGAGAGGUGGGUCCACGAGCAGAGGCUGUCGAUCGAGCACCCGGACUUCUUCUGCGGCCAGGGAGACUCACCGCCGAUCGGCAUCGACAACUUGCGCCCGAAGGGAGCGUGGUACCUUCACCAGGGGCAGGGGAUAUCGCCGCCCGACAUGUGCAGUCGUACACCCCAUUUAAGCAAUGGUAGCGACAGCGGAGGUCACAGCAGCAGCAGCAGCAGCAGCCCGGCCACGGCUACGGCUACGGCUGCAGCGACAGCGCCGGUUCCGGAUCCCGUUGCGUGGAAUCAAUCCUCGCUCGGCUCGGACAGCGUACAUGGCGCCAACAGUGAGGCGGCUGCAGCGGGGCAAAGCGACCCUGCCGUAACUCCAGCAAGUGGCUUCCUUGACCUUUGA